Molecule: messenger RNA, 393 nt
Organism: Entelurus aequoreus (snake pipefish)
Lineage: Eukaryota; Metazoa; Chordata; Actinopteri; Syngnathiformes; Syngnathidae
Product: epigen-like
Exons: 4
Coding region: 1-393 (130 amino acids)
Biological process (GO): epidermal growth factor receptor signaling pathway; positive regulation of mitotic nuclear division; positive regulation of cell population proliferation
Source: RefSeq, a predicted model, not a curated record
AUGGGCGUCCUGUCGGCCAUUCUUCUUCUCCUGGCAGCACGAGGGCUAUCUGCACAACAAACAACCGCAGAUCCUUUUCUGAGCGACUCAUCGCCGAACACUCUGCUUGAAAAAGGCAGCAUGGAGGACCCUGUGCUCCUGGGCGCUCACAGGCCGUGCGAGAGCGCAGACCAGCACUUCUGUCUCAACGGCGGCACAUGCCUCUACCCCCAAGACCACACAAAACCCUUCUGCAUCUGCCCGACUGGCUCUAGCGGGAAUCGCUGCCACCUCCAGUCCUUCUCUCGAGGUUAUCACCUCGCCGUGGAGCAUUUGAUUGGCGUCAGCUGCGGGGCGGCCUUCCUGGUUUUCAGCCUGUCCUUCCUCGUCUGUUGCGUGGUGCGAAGGAAGUGA